Ochotona curzoniae (black-lipped pika) is the source of this 2751-nucleotide messenger RNA. It is a transcript of the gene BCL6B, whose product is annotated as BCL6B transcription repressor. Gene Ontology annotation, molecular function: DNA-binding transcription factor activity, RNA polymerase II-specific; RNA polymerase II cis-regulatory region sequence-specific DNA binding; protein binding. NCBI's taxonomy places the organism in Eukaryota, Metazoa, Chordata, Mammalia, Lagomorpha, Ochotonidae. The transcript has 8 exons. The record is from RefSeq and is a predicted model, not a curated record. The coding region runs from base 1 to 1416 and encodes 471 amino acids. Gene Ontology annotation, cellular component: nucleus. Gene Ontology annotation, biological process: regulation of transcription by RNA polymerase II.
AUGGGAUCGCCUGCAGCUCCCGAGGGUGCGCUGGGCUAUGUCCGAGAGUUCACUCGCCAUUCCUCCGACGUGCUUGGCAACCUGAAUGAACUGCGCCUGCGCGGGAUCCUCACGGAUGUCACGCUGCUGGUUGGCGGGCAACCCCUGCGGGCACACAAGGCCGUUCUGAUCGCCUGCAGUGGCUUCUUCUACUCAAUUUUCCGAGGCCGAGCCGGAGUCGGGGUGGAGGUGCUCUCCCUGCCUGGAGGCCCAGAAGCGCGAGGCUUCGCACCUCUUCUGGACUUCAUGUACACCUCUCGCCUGCGUCUCUCUCCUGCCACUGCUCCUGCCGUCCUGGCGGCGGCCACCUACCUACAGAUGGAACAUGUGGUCCAAGCAUGCCACCGCUUCAUCCAGACCAGCUGUGAACCUCUGGGCAUCUCUCUGCAGCCCCUCGUGACAGAACCCCCCACACCACCAACGGCUCCUCCACCAGGCAGCCCCAGGCGCUCAGAAGGGCACCCAGACCCUCCCACUGAAUCUCGCAGCUGCAACCAAGGUCCCCCAAGUCCGGCCAGCCCUGAUCCCAAAGCCUGCAACUGGAAGAAGUACAAAUUCAUCGUCCUCAACUCCCAGAGCUCCCAAGCAGGCAGCCUGGUGGGAGAGAGGAGUUCCGGUCAACCUUGUCCCCAAGCCAGGCUCCCCAGUGGAGAUGAGGCCUCCAGCAGCAGUAGCAGCAGCGAGGAAGGUUCCGUUCCUGGUUCCCAGAGCAGGCUGUCUCUGUCUGCUGCCGCUGCCCAGCUCAAGUGCGGGGCACCGGUCCAUAUCCCCCAACUCCUCACUCCUCGGACUCUAGAGACCACUGAGCGUGCUCGCCCACCACCAGGAAGUGAUUUCUUCAGCUGCCAGAACUGUGAGGCUGUCCCUGGGUGUUCAUCGGGGCUGGACCCCUCAGCUCCUGGGGAGGAAGACAAGCCCUACAAAUGCCAACUCUGCCGGUCUGCCUUCCGCUACAAGGGCAACCUGGCCAGCCACCGCACGGUGCACACAGGGGAAAAGCCCUACCACUGCUCCAUCUGCGGAGCUCGCUUUAACCGGCCGGCCAACCUGAAGACACACAGCCGCAUCCACUCUGGAGAGAAGCCUUACAAGUGUGAGACGUGCGGCUCGCGUUUUGUGCAGGUAGCGCAUCUGCGCGCACACGUGCUCAUCCACACCGGGGAGAAGCCUUACCCUUGCCCCACCUGCGGGACCCGCUUCCGCCACCUGCAGACGCUCAAGAGUCACGUUCGCAUCCACACGGGAGAGAAGCCUUACCACUGUGACCCCUGCGGCCUGCAUUUCCGGCAUAAGAGUCAACUCCGGCUGCACCUGCGCCAGAGACAUGGAGCUGCCACCAACACCAAAGUGCACUACCACAUUCUGGGGGGGCCCUAGCUGAGUGCAGGCCCACCCUCCCUCCACAUUUGCUUUCUAAAGGCCUGCAAAGCUACAUGCUCAGGCAUGGGGUGGGGGGAGGGAGUGUGCAGGGCCACUCCAGUAUGAGAAACUACCGCCACUUUCCAUUUCUUCCUGGGGAGAGCAGGAGGGGCAGACCCUGGUGAGAUCUGCCUCUGUUUUGCUGGUCAAAACCUCUUCCCCACGAUGCAGAUUGUCUAGGCAGGGGCUGGGGGGACAGGAGUGAGAGCCUGGGGGGUCUGCUUUCCUUCAGGGAGCUGCCCUCCUGCUGCAGCCCCAGCCCCUAGCACAUGUAGUGUCUCUGUACAUAUAAUUUAUUGAGGCCCCUGGGUGCACUGAGGCCUCCACUGUAUGGCAUUUCCCACUCCCCUCUUCCACAAGUGUGACCCAAAGUGACCUCAACGCAGAAGAAUUGGUCACGGCUCUGCUGGCAGAGAUCAAUAGCACUUGGCUAUGUGCCCUGUGGCCUGCGUGGCUGUGUUACAGUUGGAACUGUUACCUUGAGACUUGUCCUUGCUCCUGUUGGUUUGUUUUAAACAGAGAAAGGGGUUCUCUGGGUCCUGCCCUUCCUGUGCUGGGUCUGGAACCUUGACUUGUUUGAGGGCAGCCCCGGGGAACAUGUGGGGUUGUGGAAUUGGGUCAGGAACCCUCCUUGUUCUCCUGGAUGUUGUAGGUUCUCUAGCAGGCUAGAAAUGGAUGUAGAUUUUUUUCCCCUCCCUGUUCUUCAAAGGUUCUUAAGAACCUCUCUGGGUGUGUGCAAAAUGGAGCUAGGAAAUGCCCCCCCUUCAGUCGGGACUGAAGUCUGGCACCCUGAGCGGAGGUGGGAGUCUUUCCUGCAGGGUGGCCCCAUUCAUUCACCUGCUCACGUGGGGUCUUCCUUUAUUCAUCUCACGAUAGAACUCACCAGACUACAGGCGAGUCUAGCAUCUUCCGACUGGCACCUGUUCUUAGCCUGAUUCCUCCCUGGGGGAGAGAUCAAAAACUCCCUAUCAAACAGGAUGUUAACCUUUUCCUGAUUCUUCCUGUUCUCUGUGAAUAUUCUAACUCUGGGGAGACUCACACAAUUUUCACCUUCAUUAGAGGGAACCGACUUCUGCUGCAGAAGCAACUGAGUCUGUGUUCUCGGGGUUCUCUGCCUGAAGUGAGCCCCUUCUUCCUUUAUUGGGUUUCUGGACAUCUUCCAGCAAGUGUCCAGAUUCCAGAACUUUCUUUGCCUCUUGAAGUCACAGGUGCUUGAUCACUUUCUCACCAGAGAUAAGCUGGGUCUGCGACCCAUGCCUGCAUUCCUGUCUGGGACAGGUGAUUGCACCAAUA